Molecule: messenger RNA, 2647 nt
Organism: Cydia pomonella (codling moth)
Lineage: Eukaryota; Metazoa; Arthropoda; Insecta; Lepidoptera; Tortricidae
Exons: 11
Coding region: 305-1975 (556 amino acids)
Source: RefSeq, a predicted model, not a curated record
UAGUAUGCAUAAUUCCAUACAUUUUUUUGGAAGCAAUUCUAAGUUUUCUAGCAGGUAAUCCUACCAACACUUACCUAAUGAUAUUUCUUAAAUUUAUGUUUCAGUACUCCUAUCGGAUUAACACUCCGAAUAUACAUAAUAACAAUGUGUUGUGCUAUAAUAGGUAUAUCAGAAACAGGGAAAACAGUCAUCCUUGCAGGAUAAACCUCAGUUAUGACUCAAAUGUGCUCUGCGUGACCUGUUACACAACAAGUAACAAAAUAAGCUAAUAUAUAUUAUAAGUUAUACAUUUCACUGUCAUAUAAUGUAUAAGAUAGUGUUUUUAUUGGUUUUCUCGGUGAAAGUGCUUGCAGCAUCUCAAUCAGCACUAAUUGUAUAUGCUGAUAUAAACUUUAUAACCAAUGGAGGUUCAAGUACACUUCAAUGUGAUAUUACACCCCCCGGAAUUAUACAAGUGUCAGAAGGCCAGGAAAUAAAGUUUUAUGCUAAAACACCUACAGAGGUACACGACUUUGGGUGUACAAAUGACGACGGUACACCAGUAGUAUUUCCGAGCAUAAAAUAUGAACGCAAAGAUGGAACCAAACGAUUAUGGAGUUUAAAUAAAUCAAUACGGUAUUCUCAAGCUGAAAUCGGCAAAUACUGCUUGUGUUUUUACAAAAUAAAGGAACCGUAUGAAACGAAAGUUAUUGCACAGAAAGACUCUGAAAAUCACAUCCAUGGCAAUUUCAAAUUGCAGUUCCAAAUGAUUGAAACACCUACUGUUUCCCUGAAGAUUGAGCAGUUAAAUAAUAAUUAUAUGGAAAAUCUGAUUCAAGGAUCGAAAAAAUACAAUUAUACAUAUACAUACGAGGAAGAGAAACAAUUUGACUGUGUGCUGAAUAAUCCCACAGAGAAUAAGGAAAAAUACAAAAUAUCUUAUUAUCUAGAUGGAAAACUGAAAAAUACUACCACAGUGACAGUAAAUGCCCACACAAAAGAGUCAUUAAAAUACACUUUCAAGCUUACGAAGGCUAACCAAACUAUUGUAUGUUCUGCGGUAGAUAUGGGUAAACGAAAGGGCACCAAAAACCCGAAAAUCGAAAUAAAUCUACAUUACAUACCACCGCCAUCUGUGUUUCCUGUUAUCCGAAAACCAAAAGUGACUCCAGGGAAGUAUUUCCCUGAGAAUUAUACACAAAUAUACUAUUACAAUGUUACCGAUGAAGAAGACGCUAAAUUCGAAUGUGCUUUGAGUGAAUCAGAAGGAUACAAAUCGAAUAUCAAAAUGAUUUUAUAUUCUGAAAAGGAAUCGAAUGGCUAUGAACAAGCGAAUCUCGUCAGUAAAUCUUUCAAGCUCAAAGGGAUUAAUAAAAUAAAUUGUAUAGCUUGGGACAUGAAAACUCAACAACACUUUUAUAAUAUAGUAAAUCUCAACCAUAAUCCUGCAUCAAUUGACACACCUGAACUAACUAUGACAGGGCAACACGGAGGGAAGUAUUUCUCGGCAAACUCAAAACAAAUGUACAAUUAUACAUUUUCCGAUAGAGAAAAGGUUAAAAUCAGCUGUAACAUAGGAAAAGCGGACAAGUAUCACCUAAUUUUUUACUUUGAUGGAAUAGAAGUUAAGAGAAGUGAAACAGAAGUGACGUUCAUCGAAAACAUGUUUUAUCUUGAGAAGGACAGUAAAAAUAUAAGUUGCGUGGCAUUGGACGCGGCAAGUCAACGCCCUCUUGUAUCUACAUUGGUACAACUACAGUACAGCCCGCCUGAACAUUAUGACUCAAGUACUAAAGUAGACCUAAGCAUUACUGGAUUACCUGACUCCAUGUGUAAAACAGAUAGCUCUGGAAAAAGCAUAGACAAAAUAUGCACUUACACAUUUAACGAACCGGAACUCAUUGGAACGACAAAACGAUUAGACUGCACCUUGAACGGAGGUAGUUAUGACUACAAAAUCACUUUCGGAGGUGAAGAAAAAACAGGUAUUAUUUAAGAAUAUCUUCAUCAUAUCUUCAACACUUUUAGGUAUUACGAGGGCUGCUAUUUAUAUAUCCGGAAACCGGGAUUACAAUCUUCUUAAAUAGUAUAUUUGACCUCCAUGGUAAAAUUUGAACUUUUCUAAGUACUGGCCGGUAUAUUUUUUCUUUCUUAUUAACGCUAGUGUUUUGUUUUUGACGGGUUUUAAAUGUCAUCUCGCUGCAAGAAUGGAACUCACUCGUGAAAAUAUUCGUGCUAUGAUUUAUUAUGAUUUUCGGCGGACAGUGCAUAGAUCAACUAACUUGUAUGUAAUAGGCUGCAAACGAGCAGACGAGCCGCCUGAUGGGAAGCAGUCAUCGCCGCCCAUGGACAUAAGCAACAUCGGAGGAGCCACUUAUGCGUUGCCAUCCUUUGAGAACCCUAAAAACCUGCUUCUUGAAGAACCCCAUGUCAUAGGGCAAGGGAAACACCUCUGGGAAAAAACGAGCGAGAUGCCCGCUUGUUCUUGGUUUGCCACGUGUCGAGAAAGUGAGGAUGAACUUUGUUUCUUUGGCGGGAGGUGCGGUGAUAAAAACGUGACGGUGGCACCAAUUCAAAAAGUUCUUCAGAACAUUCCCCAUUGUACAGACGGUAGAACAGGCAUAGAGAGCCAACGUCUCUCCGAAGACUUGAGAGGUUCCAAACCGGC